Molecule: messenger RNA, 1104 nt
Organism: Necator americanus (New World hookworm)
Lineage: Eukaryota; Metazoa; Nematoda; Chromadorea; Rhabditida; Ancylostomatidae
Exons: 6
Coding region: 1-1104 (367 amino acids)
Biological process (GO): G protein-coupled receptor signaling pathway
Cellular component (GO): membrane
Molecular function (GO): G protein-coupled receptor activity
Source: RefSeq, a predicted model, not a curated record
AUGUCCCGCCCACCUCUCAUUCCCUCUGUGAUCCGAUUACAACUCGAGGUUUUCGUUGAACGUACUCCACCACCUAUGUCAUUUAUUGUUAUGGGGAACUCAGGAGACUUCAUGAUAACGAAUUCUGUUUGCCUAUAUGUGGAUAUUUUCCUACUGGUCAUCUGUAUUCUACAAAUUCUCGCCAAUUUUGUCGUGUUAUUCGUGUGGUGCACGUCAAAACGACUUCUACGAAACGACAGUCUGAUCUUGUUGGUAUCAUUAGCAUUUAUUGACUUUGUUUAUGCUGUGCUACAAUUCCCGUAUUUAAUUAUUCUGAUUGCUGGUGCAAAGCCUGACGAUGUUCCGUUCAAUUACAAUCCUUGGAUUAUCGUUCCAUUAGGUGGACCAUCGGCAGCAUUGAUGAAAUCCGGUUGUACUAUCACUACCGCUAUAGCUAUCGAUCGUGUACUAGCUUUGUAUUUUCCCGUGCAGUACUAUAAACAAUCGAAACGAUAUUGGUCCAUCGCUGCAUUCAUAUUCGCACUGUUUCUUGCUUUUAUUGAUUGGUUGAUCCUACAACUUACCGUAACUAUAGUCCCAGUGCCUGGUUGUAGUUCGUUUGGUUGUUUCACCAAUACUGUGUUUCGUGCAUAUUGGGGCCUAUCGAAUAUGAUGAUGAAUUUGUUCUCAUGCUUACUAACCGUGGUGAUUGUUUACCAUCUAUUCAAGAAAUCGCCUAAAGUUUCUAAGGCGGCUGAAGUUGAAAGAAAUAAUCGGAGCAAGAUUGACAGAAGUGCUAACAGAGUUGCAUUGUAUAUUUUGCUUGUCUCAGCAUUAAUUGGAGUUGUACCUGGUUGCCUUAAUGGUGUUGGGACUAUUGUCAGCUUUCCGCUCCUUGCUGAAGUUUCCUUCUUUGUCGGCACGUGUGCAACACUAUCCGGACUGUCUCAUGCCUUCAUCUUCGCUAUGGCUCAUCGUGAAAUCAAACGCGCCAUAGUGAAGAACGUAUUCAGAUUGGAAACUGGUGAUAGAUUCACUACUCGAGUGGAUCCAUCAAGUGUUGCGGUGGGAGUAAGGAGAUAUUCAAAGACGAACAUCAAUCAGAGAAAACAGUGUUAUACGUAA